This is a messenger RNA of Calliphora vicina (urban bluebottle blowfly), 1359 nucleotides long. RefSeq names its product Gustatory receptor 21a (gene Gr21a). Gene Ontology annotation, molecular function: olfactory receptor activity. Gene Ontology annotation, biological process: sensory perception of taste; chemosensory behavior; male courtship behavior. Gene Ontology annotation, cellular component: dendrite; neuronal cell body; axon. The record is from RefSeq and is a predicted model, not a curated record. The coding region runs from base 1 to 1359 and encodes 452 amino acids. Lineage: Eukaryota; Metazoa; Arthropoda; Insecta; Diptera; Calliphoridae. The transcript is spliced from 4 exons.
AUGGCCUUUUGGGCUUCUGUCAGCACUAAAUCACCUCUAAAAAUAGCUCCCGUUUUGAAUCCCAAUCAGAAGCAAUUUCUCCAGGAUGAAUUGAGAUUUCGUGAAAAGUUGGACAUUUUGGCACGCAGUGAUGUGAAUAAUUUAACCGAUUAUUAUGUGCGCAAACAUGAGACCAUUGAUGAUCCGGAUUUGUUAGAUAAACAUGAUUCCUUUUAUCAUACUACCAAAAGUUUGCUGGUACUGUUUCAAAUAAUGGGUGUUAUGCCCAUUCAUCGUAAUCCGCCUAAAACGAAUUUACCACGGACGGGUUUUUCCUGGCAUUCGAAACAGGUUUUAUGGGCCAUUUUUAUCUAUUGCAUACAAACUACAGUGGUGGUGUUGGUUUUAAGGGAGAGAGUGAAUAAUUUUGUGGUAAAUUCGGAUAAACGGUUUGAUGAGGCCAUUUACAAUGUGAUUUUUAUCAGUUUGUUGUUCACCAAUUUUUUACUGCCUGUGGCAAGUUGGAGGCAUGGUCAUCAGGUGGCAAUAUUUAAAAAUAUGUGGACGAAUUAUCAAUUGAAGUUUUUGAUGGUCACUGGUACACCCAUAGUAUUUCCCAAUUUAUAUUCUCUGACCUGGGCCUUGUGUAUUUGUUCGUGGGCUUUAAGUAUUUUAAUAAAUUUGUCACAGUACUUUUUGCAGCCAGAUUUUGAAUUGUGGUAUACAUUUGCCUAUUAUCCUAUUAUAGCCAUGCUGAAUUGUUUCUGUAGUUUGUGGUAUAUAAAUUGCACUGCUUUCGGUACUGCUAGCAAGGCUUUGUUGAAUUCUUUGAAAACUACUUUGAGGGGUGAUAAGCCAGCAGAAAAAUUAACAGAAUAUCGACAUCUAUGGGUGGAUUUAAGUCACAUGAUGCAGCAGUUGGGACGCGCCUACUCCAACAUGUAUGGCAUGUAUUGUCUGGUUGUCUUUUUCACCACCAUCAUUGCCACUUACGGUUCGUUUAGUGAAAUUAUCGAUCAUGGAGCCACCUAUAAGGAAGUCGGCCUCUUUGUCAUAGUUUUCUACUGCAUGAGUCUUCUGUACAUCAUAUGUAAUGAGGCCCAUUAUGCAUCGCAAAAAGUGGGCCUAGAUUUUCAAACUCAAUUGCUGAAUGUCAACUUGACAGCUGUGGAUACAUCAACGCAAAAGGAAGUGGAAAUGUUUUUGGUGGCUAUAGCAAAGAAUCCGCCCAUAAUGAAUUUGGAUGGUUAUGCCAAUAUUAACAGGGAAUUGAUAACUUCGAAUGUUUCCUUUAUGGCCACUUAUCUGGUUGUCUUGCUGCAAUUUAAAAUCACUGAACAGCGCGGCAUUCGUUCAAAGCAAGCCAUGGAGGCCAUGUAG